CACAUGACAGAUAUUCCAGGUUGUGGAGCUGGAGGCUGGACACUAGUGUUGAAAGUGGACGGAAAUAAGCAAACAUUCACCUAUGAAUCACCUUACUGGACGAACAAUCAAAGUUAUGCAAUUGAAGAUGGACUUGAAGGACUAACAGAAAAAGAAAGUAAACUGGCCUCUUAUUGGAACACUCCUUUUAAGAAAAUAUGUCUUGGUAUGACCGUUAAUGGUCACAGAAGAUGGAUGACGUUGAAUUAUGAAGCCAGUUCGCUAUACAGUUUGAUCGCAGACGGGCAGUAUCGAAACACAAGCGCUGGACGGGCUGCGUGGAAAUCUUUGAUCGCAGGCUCAUCUUUACAACUAAAUUGCAACAAAGAAGGAUUCAGCAUUGAGAGUAUACAUAUUGAAAAUUAUGUACGUAUUGGAUAUCACGCGAAUGAUGAAAAUAAUUGUGGAACGCCUGAUUCAUGCAUAGGAUUUGGUACUUAUUACAAAGCCUGCGGCGUGACGUCUAACAUAACAUGCGGUAAUAUCGCAUUAUGUUAUAACAACGAUAAUGGCAAGAAACUCACUCCGGCAUUCGGAUAUAUUUUAGUUCACUAAUACAUUUUAGAUACAAAUAACGGCUUGAUAAAUAUUGUGUUUAUUCUAGGCAUUAAUAAUGUUACUAUACACUGAGUUUGAUAAAUUAAAAAAAGUCAGAAAUAUUAGGUAAUUAUACGUAGGUUGUGUGUAUUGCAGGUAAACUUAUUAAAUAUGUAGGUUCUGAGUUCUGUAAAUCAAGUUCAGCUAGAAUGAGAACUUAAAAAAUAGUAUGAAAGUUAGUAAGUAAGCUUAACGCACAGAAAUUAGUUAGCUAAAU
Molecule: messenger RNA, 853 nt
Organism: Dendronephthya gigantea
Lineage: Eukaryota; Metazoa; Cnidaria; Anthozoa; Malacalcyonacea; Nephtheidae
Exons: 2
Coding region: 4-594 (196 amino acids)
Source: RefSeq, a predicted model, not a curated record